UUUAACUUAAGCCACAGCAACUCGAUUAUUUAGUAGCUCGCAGCAAACAGAACAAAACGGUACAAAAUGAACUUCAAAACUAUUUUGACUGCCCUCGCACUUGUGACUCUUUCCACAUUGACCCUUUCCCAACGUAUUGGUCCCAUCACAGAAAAGUGUGGCGCUCCUCCUUCUGUCACCGGGAUAUGCAAGGCCUCUAUUCCUGCCUGGACCUUCAAGGGCGGACAAUGUGUUAGCUUUACCUAUGGAGGGUGUUAUAAGACUCCAAACUAUUUUAAUUCACCUGAGGAAUGCUAUACAUCUUGUAUAAAUUAUACAAUUUUGUAUGGAUAACUACUAUGCCCUCUGUGGGCGGCCGUCUAUUUUACUCCACAAAAUAAAACUUUCGAGCUUU
Drosophila subpulchrella is the source of this 394-nucleotide messenger RNA. Its product is annotated as kunitz-type protease inhibitor 2-like. The record is from RefSeq and is a predicted model, not a curated record. Bases 67 to 333 code for a protein of 88 amino acids. Lineage: Eukaryota; Metazoa; Arthropoda; Insecta; Diptera; Drosophilidae. Gene Ontology annotation, molecular function: serine-type endopeptidase inhibitor activity. The transcript has 2 exons.